CCAGCUAAAGAGACUACAUACCUGUGGCCUAUCGAAGCAAUGUCGACCGUCAACGGCUUCCUCACUCCACCCACGGCCCGUCUAUCGAGACGGGCCGCGGCAUUCCAGCCCAUUGCCUCAGCGAAGCUCAGCUCCUCAUCCCCUUCUCCACCGCCCAGUCUCAUCCGGGACAAGCCGGUUUUCGCUGCUCCAGCUCCCAUCAUCCACCAUGCUCCGAGAGAGGACUUGGGAGAAUACUCAUACGAAGACGCCAUAGCUGAACUCGAAAGACUACUAAGUGUUAAGGGAGAGCUAGCACCUGCUGCGGCAGCAAAAAUCGAUCAAAUCACGGCCGAGCUGCAGGCAGAAAACGGCAGCGCCACUCUUUCGCCCUCCGUUGAAAGAUUGAAGACCGGCUUCCUCACCUUCAAACAUAAGAAGUACAACUUGAGACCAGGAUUGUACAGCGAACUCGCCAGAGGCCAGACUCCCCAGUAUAUGAUCUUUGCAUGCUCGGAUUCACGUGUGUGCCCAUCCCAUGUGCUGAACAUCCAACCGGGGGAGGCGUUUGUGGUUCGUAAUGUUGCUAACAUGGUCCCUCCAUAUGACAAGACCCAAUAUUCCGGAGCAGGCUCUGCUAUAGAGUAUGCUGUCCUGCACCUCAAGGUACAAGAGAUAGUAGUGAUGGGGCACAGCGCCUGCGGUGGGAUCAAGGGGCUCAUGUCCUUCCCAUACGACGGAAAAUACUCAACCGAUUUCAUCGAAGACUGGGUGAAAAUCGGCUUACCUGCAAAGGCCAAGGUGACAGCUGAGAAUGGAGACACAGCUUUUGGUGAUCAGUGCGUGCUGUGUGAGAAGGAGGCAGUGAAUGUGUCGCUUGAAAACCUGUUAUCGUAUCCAUUUGUUCGACAAGGAGUGGUGAACGGAACUCUCGCCCUCAAGGGUACUCAUUAUGAUUUCAUCAAAGGAGGUUUAGAGAUCUGGGCACUCGAUUUCAGCCUUUCCCCACCUGUAUCUCUAUAACCUGUUAAUAUCGCCCUUGCUUUCCCUCAAUUUGACUGGUAGUUUCUACCGCCAAAUGCAAGCCCAGUGAUUCCUCGUUUUGUUGUACAGUGCUUCCUGCAAAGCACAUGUAAUCAUGUAAAAUUGUACAUCAGUAAUAAGAAAUUCAAUUCCUCUA
Molecule: messenger RNA, 1159 nt
Organism: Salvia hispanica
Lineage: Eukaryota; Viridiplantae; Streptophyta; Magnoliopsida; Lamiales; Lamiaceae
Product: carbonic anhydrase 2-like
Biological process (GO): carbon utilization
Molecular function (GO): carbonate dehydratase activity; zinc ion binding
Source: RefSeq, a predicted model, not a curated record